This is a messenger RNA of Mycotypha africana, 5639 nucleotides long. RefSeq lists its product as uncharacterized. The transcript is spliced from 4 exons. The coding region runs from base 175 to 5502 and encodes 1775 amino acids. Gene Ontology annotation, biological process: regulatory ncRNA-mediated heterochromatin formation. NCBI's taxonomy places the organism in Eukaryota, Fungi, Mucoromycota, Mucoromycetes, Mucorales, Mycotyphaceae. The record is from RefSeq and is a predicted model, not a curated record. Gene Ontology annotation, cellular component: nuclear RNA-directed RNA polymerase complex.
GACUUUGAAUCCUCAACGUCGAAUCGUAACAACACGAGUAGCCUUUCGUCUUUCAUCAAAAUUGCAUCUACCACUACUGCAUUUGAUGAUGUCAAAACAGAAGCUGUUAAUUCUUGGACAGCUGGCGUUGACGUCCAGCUGGAAACUAAACAAGCGAAGAAGAAGGCGGAAUGGAUGUCUCUCAGUGACUUUGAAAACCUCAAAUCUGUAAAGCAACAAGAAGGAACAAAUCCAUCAACUUCUAUUUUCAAUCCCAACUAUCAUGCCCAGCAGUACAAUGAAUCAUGUAUGCCUCAAUCAAGUUCAACUUCUGAACCAGCUAGCAGUCUUAACACAGCUAGGCAAACUUACGCUCAAAUUGUCGAUUCAAAUACACCGGCUUGGGCUGUGGAGGAAGGACCUACUCACUUAGUCAAAGAUACUUCUGAUCGAACAUAUAACCGGGGAUCAUCUUUUGCAGACAACGAUAUGACUCAAUUGCCUCAGUUUAAACAGACAGUAUAUGAUCCAGCUUCAACCUCAUUCAGUAAUAAAACAACGUCUGAUGAGUAUAUACCAGCUAUUAAGCGAUUUCCAGAUUAUGAAUUAAUAAAUUACCUUAUUUCCGUUCGACAAAAAAAAAGUAUGUCUUGCACUUUGUAUACCUUUCAAAAAAAACUAGAGCAUAUAUUGCAAAAUGAUCUACUUAGAUUAGCGGAUGGCCAAUUUCAUCAUUUAUUAAAUGCAAUUGUUGAUACUAUGGACUACGAAAAGAAUCAUUCUUUGGCAGAUACACCGCGCAAAAUUUAUACUUAUUGGACUACCUUCAAGCUUGCUCUUCACCGUUAUAUCAAUUAUUGGAUGGCAUCAUUUGAUGAUUUUCAAAACGUUCUACGCUUUACAAUUGACCUUACAGAUUUCUUUCCUAAACUUAUUGAUAAUGAGCUCUUGCAGAACCUUGUAGUGGUGUAUAGACGAAUGAAACCUCAUAUGCCUCCUGAUAUCUUACAUGCUUGCCAAAAGUCGCUGAGUAUGAUUACUGGCUACACAUUUGAAGAACAAAAUAUUGAAGAAACCAAUAAUAUGCCGGCAACUCUUCUGCCAGAAAUACCCACUGCCAAAGAUAUCGUAAUGGAAAUAGUCGAGAAAAUCAAUCCUUUACAAAUAUAUGAAUCCAAGUCUGGAAGUACUAUUACAAAUCAAAUAUAUAGUCCUUGGCCUAAUUGUGAUCUGCAGAAGUAUCUUUCGACACAUUAUUUUUUGUUACGGCAAGAGUUGACCGAACCUAUAAAAAGCAUUAUCAAAAGCUUGUAUUGCGGGGAUGGCAAUGAGAAUUCUUUACCUGAUUGUGCUAUUUAUGGCAGCUGUGUUCCUAAAUAUACUACGUUGUCGAUGGUUACAUCUGAACCAGGCAUAAUAUUUCAAUUUGACUACGAUUCUGCAAAUAUUGAACUGAUGCGUAACGACAUCGCAUAUCACUUAACUGAAGGCUCUUUUGUCAUGCUUAUGUCUGAAGAUGUUGUUGAUAAUGGUUUAAAGCAUUCGUACAACCACUCUGCAAAGGAACUGGACGAUAUGAUUUUAGAAGGUGCCGCUAACCAGUGCAUGUUGGCGCAGGUCAUUCGGACCUACCGCACAAUUAAUUCUGCUGGUGAUCUUGUCCGUUUGAUCUCUGUUCAUAUCCUUAACGACGAUGUUAGCAGGUUACGUUGGUCAGAUAAGUACACAUUAAUCUCCUCGAAAAUCAACGCCCGUUCUGUCUUGUCAACCUUAUCUUGGCUUUUUGAAGAAUUUAACAGGUCAGACAUUACACGUUUUUCAGCUGUCCUAACACCUAGAAUUUUGACAGCUCAGAACAAGCUUAUGGAGAAUCAAUUAAUUUCAUGGGCCGAAGGAAAGCAUAAUCAAAAUCCUGCUGCCAAUGGCCGUUCUGUUCCUGAAUAUCUGGCGGAUGCUGAAAUCGAUAUUUCUUGCAUAACGUACAAAAAUGCUCCACAAACGGCAAGGCCAGGCCAAAAUUUAUGGCCCCGUUACGCAAGUGGUUGGGAACAUGUGGCUCCUUCUAAACGUAUUCCUAUAUACAACCUAUCGUCCAGUCAAAUAAAAGCCGUGCAGUUUGCACUGACCCAUCGUAUAGCUGCCAUUUCUGGUGCAGCAGGUACUGGUAAAACAUACUUGGCAGCUAAACUCGCAAUCAUUACAAGCCGUGCACUUGUGCAAGGACAAUUCCAUCAGCCGGUUCUUGUGAUUAGCAAAUCACAAGAAUGCUUGGAUAGUAUCCUUCUUAAUGUGGCUCAAUCUGUAAAAGAUAUAGUACGCUUUGGGCCUCCAUCCGUUUCGGAAUCUUUGAAGAGCAGUCAAGCAACAAGUCUUUGUUUACCUAAUUCUACCGACAGCAAUUACCGUCAAUUCAUCAGUCUUGACAGGCGACUGAACAAGAAUCAAUGUCAUUUGGAAACCUUAUUGAAAUAUCGAAAUCAGAUUGUAAAUCAUGAUCCCAGAGUUAUUUGCUCUGCUGCCGCACCUAAAUAUCUCGGAGCCCUUCAGAAAGGUUACACAUACUACAACAAUGCAUCUGCUAAUCUUUCUACUGUUUGGUCCCUUUGGCUUGAUGAUGACUCAGCAAACCCCGAAAAUUUGCCUGAUUAUGCUCAGCAGCUUGAAAAUAAUUACAAUGAAGCAAAAACCAUCCAAGCUGAAAUUGAAGACUUACAUUUGCGAAUCGGUGGCCGAGGUAUUAUGCCUCUAUUAGAUAGCAAUACUGUUAAGAGUCGUUUCAACCAUUCACGCAAUACCUUUACACCUAUACAACCGAUUGGUACAGCUCAUCAUUGGCCCUUUGACAGUUCUGCUCGUCGCGCUACGGACGUUCGAUAUGCUUUGAAUCUCGUCUGGAAUCAGCUGCCUUCUGAUCAGGUUUGGGAGAUUCCAGUUACCGAUAGAAAAAAGAUUGCAGAAAAUUUAGAAGACACUUUGUUACGCUUUGUUGAUGAAGAGAUUCAAAGCUUGCUUCAAGAGCAAUCUGAAAUUGGUCGUACUAUCGAUGAUAUGCUAAUUCAAAAGUUGACAUAUUUAUGUAGAUUCAAAAAUGUGAUCGGCAUGACAGCUGAUUUCGCAGCAGCGAAUAACAGAUGGGUCUCCAAUUUAUGGCCACGCACUGUUAUCGUCGACGAAGCGUCAGAAAUUCUUGAAACAACUUUGGCGCCUAGCAUUUCGGGAUUUCGUACGGAACAUGUUAUACUUCUUGGUACUGGUGACAGUGUCUCUCGAGUCCCUUUAACAAAUCCCUCCUUGGUUGGUGAGCCUCGAAACUUUGAUGUAUCUUUAUUUGAACGCUGGAAAGCUUCUACGGGUGAAAUAGUUUUACUUGAAGAGCAAUGGCGCAUGCACUCAGGCGUGGCCACAAUCCAUGAUCAAUUUAACGGUUCGCGCAACAAUAAACAUACUCCAUCAACAUUAUUGAUUACCGCACCUGUUGCCUCCUGUAAUGAAAAUAGGGUCGACGGUAAAAAUGCGGUCCAAGAAAAGCUCCAUGGCGUCACUGAAAGAGCUUACUACAUACAUUACAAAAGUGAAUUCGACGAUGACGGUCUUGAUGAAGUGUAUACCGAGAAGUUUCGCUUACCUAUCACACAGUCAAAUGUGGAUGAAGCUCGCUAUGUUUCAUUUUUAGCCGUUUAUUUGUCUCAACAACCAUACAUGAAGACAAGCAUUGGUAUAAUAACUUUAUCACCGCUCCAAAAGGCUAUGAUCAGACAUAUUUUACGUGAAGAGGUUCCUACUCGUACCUGCUUUACGAGCCAGCUAAAAAAAUUACACCUUGAAAUGGUCGAUUUCCAAGGAGGAAGAGAGUAUGAUUAUGUGAUUAUUUCUACAGCGACACCCGGAUCUACUUCUGCUCUCCAAUACGACAAUGUUUCUCGCGCGGUAACUCGUGCCAGGUAUGGUUUAUACAUCAUAGGUAAACCUGAAACUGACAAAGUUCAUCCAAGUUGGCAAAAAUUUGCAAAAUACAUGGAGGAACGCGAACUGUAUGGUCAUUCCUUACUUUUAACUUGCACGACUCAUGGUGAUCAAAUUGCCGCAAAGCAGGCUAAUGACUUCGAUAAGGUGAAGAAUGGCGGCUGCCAACGCCCUUGUGGCUCUCUCAUGGCUGAGGGCCAUGCUUGCAAAGAAGAUUGCCAUUUCUUGUCUCAUGAAGAAGUCAAAUGCCAAGAACCGUGCAAUCGACCAAGACCCCGUAACUGUACCCAUGCUUGUAAAAGGAAAUGCUUCGAAUGCUCUAAACAAGGUGCUUGUCCCCCAUGUCAAGAACAGUUAUCAAUAACGUUGAAUUGUGGCCAUAUAAAAGAGGGAAUUUGUCAUGAGCUUCAGGAUAUCGAAAAUGUGAGGUGCGAAGAAUCUGUAGAUGUUAGUUUGCCAUGUGGGCAUACCAUUACUGUUGCCUGCUCCGAUAGAAACGCAAAUUUGCAAUGUAAGGAAAAGUGCAAAGUGCAGCUGGUUUGUGGUCAUGCAGUAGAAACAACAUGUGGUGUUAAACCCAUUUGUUCAGAAAUGUGCCCUAAGAAUUUGGAAUGUGGCCAUAAAUGCCCAGAGAUGUGUGGUGUAUACCAUGAUCAUAAACGUAGUUCAUGCGUUGCGAAUUGUCCAAAGCAACUUAUUUGUGGACAUUAUUGUGCUAAUGGUUGCGCUAAUCCAGAUAACCAUACUGAAAGAUGUAUGGAAAAGUGUCGCUACGUAUGCUCACAUGGGUAUAAAUGUAGCAGAGAAUGCUGGAGAGACUGUACCCGCUGUGUAAGUGAAUGCCCUUAUCGCUGUGAACAUUACAAGUGCACUAGAAAAUGCUAUGAGAAAUGUGAUAGACCACCAUGUAACUUUCCAUGUCGAAAAAUUCUCCAUUGUAAGCAUCCUUGUGCCGGUUUGUGCGGUGAGCCCUGUCCCCCAUGCGUUAUUUGUGAGGGUAAUAAACAUGAAUGCUCUAUUUCCCUUCGUUUUCUGUCUGAAUUUGACGAAGGUGAACGCUUGUAUAUGUUACCAGAAUGUGGAUGUGUCUUCUCUGUUGAAAAUUUGGAUUUAUACUUUGAAAAUCAGGCUAAAAACGGGGAGCAUACGGCUAUCAAACUUUGGGGAUGCCCUACAUGUGGAAAGACAAUAUACAGGGCCCUUCGCUAUAAUCAAUAUAUUAAGACGGAGAUUGCGCUUGUCAAUAAGAUAAAGCUGAGAAUAGAGCAAGAAAGAAACCAAUUAACACACCAUGAACGACAGCAAAUUAUCAAAGCAAUGAAUGAAGAAACUGCGCAACAGAUUAACCACAACAUUGUCGGUGGCCGCUGGUUUGUCUGUGAAAAUCAACAUCCUUAUUUUGUUGGUGAUUGCGGUGGAGCAACACAGAUUUCAAAGUGUCCGGAAUGUGAUGCACCGAUUGGUGGCACCCAGCACAAGGUGCUUCAGUCUAAUCGCUUUUAUGGCGAAUUCGAUGGCUCCGAGAAACCAGCUUGGCCUGGUCAACCAGUUGGAAAUUAAUUGUAUGGAAAUUCAAAAAAACUCAAAUCUAUCAUUCCCUUUGUAUACAAUGUAUAUAUUGUUGCACUUACGCUAUUCCUAUGAGAUCUGAUAUUAUGCUUUUUUUAUUGGAUAUAUGUACUAACUACAUUCUUACU